This is a messenger RNA of Coregonus sp. 'balchen', 41526 nucleotides long. The record is from the annotation of a GenBank genome assembly. NCBI's taxonomy places the organism in Eukaryota, Metazoa, Chordata, Actinopteri, Salmoniformes, Salmonidae.
AUGUGUGAAGUCUGAAAACAUCCUCCCAUCAUGUAAUCCUCUCGCUCUCUCUUUCCCCCCUCCCUCCCCCUCCCUACAGAGAAGCCAGAUAAACCAGAUCCCCACCAAGUACAGCACGGCCGAGUCCACCAAGUACAUGAUCCUGACGGUGGUGUCAAUCCUGUGUAUCGUGGCUGUGCUGCUGGCCUCCACCGUGGUCUACUGCCUCCGACACCGCUCUCACCACAAGCUCAAGGAGAAGCUCACCAACCUGGGAACAGACACAGGCAGCGAUGCUACCUCCACCUAUCAGGUAAGAGGAUAUAUAUCAGACAUUAGUUAGUCUUUAUUUCAAUGUCCCAAAUAGUACCCUAUCCCUAUGGGCCCUGGUCAAAAUUAGUGUUCUAUUUAGUGAAUAGGGGACCAGUUGGGACUUACACAAAAAAAAAUACAGAUGACUUGAUCUUCUUGGUCAUUUUUUUUCAUUGAUAAAAACGGAGAAUCACAGGGAAUGUUAGAUUGUUUUGAGUGUGUGUACACUUGUUAGUCUACUUGGAUUGUAUAAUAGAUAAAACAUUUUGUGGUGUAAUUUAUGUCUGUAUUUGACAUGUUUCUUACUGUGGAGUAGUAUAUAGUUAUUCCAUUCCAUUCUGAGUGUUUGGGAAUUGGGAAAAUGGAAAAUGAUAUGAACCCAACAGGUUUGUGGGUGGCGUUGUCUGUUUGUGCUGGAAGUCAUUUCAAUUCCCCUCUAACUGGUGUAAUUAUCCAACGGCCUGCAAGUCCAGGUGUGAAAUUCAAUUUAUAGAAUCCAAUAUUAAGUGCCUUUUUAAGCAAAGAGUUCGAUUUUAAUUUCCGCCACUGACCUUUCGCCCUUAUUUUUUAAAUUAGCAGCGGGCAGCGGGCAGCCUGACUUCCGUACUACACACACUCACACACACACACACACAAACACACACAUGCAUAUAUACAUACACACACACACACACACAAACACACAUUCUCACAGUAUCGCUGCAUGCUAAUGACCAAGGCCCUGGGUGUGUCUGUCUGAGGCCAUGCUCACACACACACACAGACACACACACACAUACACACACACACACGUCUAUAUGACUAACCUGUACCCCCGCACAUUGACUCGGUUCCGGUACCCCAUGUAUAAAGCCUUAUUAGUGUUAUUUUAGUGUGUCACUUUUUUUUUUCUUUCGUUUAUUUAGUAAAUAUUUUCUUAACUCUAUUUUCUUAAAACUGCAUUGUUGGUUAAGGGCUUGUAAGUAAGCAUUUCAUGGUAAGGUCUACACCUGUUGUAUUCGGCGCAUGUGACAAAUAAUAUUUGAUUUGGAUUUGAUAUACCCCCACACACAACGCUCCCCUUGCGUCAGUGUCCAACCAGCUUACUGUUUAUCACAGAAUCCUCUGAGCCUUAGCUAGGUCUCCAAGUUGUCAGGCAUAUUUUCCUGUGUUAUGAAAGUAUGAUGUUGACAAUGAGAUAGAGAGCUUGACUGACAGGCUGCCUGUUGUACCUGAGUGCUUGCUGUUGGCUUUCAUCUGGGAGGGAUAUUGUGGAUGAUGCCUCUCUGUCAGUCUCCUUCUCCCUGGAUAACCAAGAGAGACAUGGGAACUGCCAGUCAUACUGUUGAACAGUCUACUGAGGCUUAUGUUAUCCCUCCCUGGCCUUCCUCCUCUCUCCUCCUCCUCCUCCUCUCUCCUCCUCCUCUCUCCUCCUCCCUCUCACUCCUCUCUCUCUGCCCACCCAACCUCUCACCCUCUCACCCACCAUCUCUCUCUCUCUCUUUCUCUCUCUCUCUCUCUGCCCACCCACCCUCUCACCCACCCUCUCUCUCGCGCGCCCGCUAUUUCCUCUCUCUAUCUCUCUAUCCACCAUAUUGUGCCAGAGGGCCUUUGUAUGUUUGUUUUAGCAUGGGGGCAAAGUGGUGAGAAAGGCCCCUAUAUUUGUUGGAGGGCGUGCAAACACAGGCGCCCUGUGCUGUUGUAGCCUUGCUACCCUCUGCCACCCUCCCUAUUAGCACUCUAUUAUAGAUGGCCUGCAUCCCAAAUGGCACUCUAUUCCCUAUAUAAUGCACUACUUUUGGCCAGAGCCCUACGCGUAGCAGUACACUAUAUACGGAAUUGCAUUCCAUUUGAGACGCAGCGAUGGACUGGUGUUGGAGGCUCGCCCACACUGGUCACUCUUCACAGACACUCCCACUGCCCAGGGUGAUGUAUGGAUGCUUCCCAAAUGGUAUUAUAUUCCCUAUUUAGUGCACUGCUUUUGACCAGAGCCCUAUGGGAAUAGGGUGCCAUUUGAGACACAUUUGGGAGUCAUGUGACUCAUAGGCCUCUUUUGUCUUUGUCUUUGUUAUUAUUUUAUGUCAGGCCAGACUUUGUUUUGUGAGAUAGCUAGUGCUUUCUGUAUCAUCUGAACCAAACGCAUUGGAAUACAUUUCCAUCAUAAAACAUUUUCUAAAUUUCUACAACGUAUGCUUUAACAAAACAUCGGUGUUAAAUUCCCGAUUUUUGUGAAAUAUAAGAUAACACAUCCAUAGCUUGUUUACAAAAAUCAUUUGGAAGCAUGAAUAAUAAAACAUAGUCUGUCUCUGGCUCACACUGGAGGACCGAUGUAUCUUUUCAUGCAGGAUUUUGUUUUCAACAUUCCUCCAUAUCCUACAAUACAACAUGGUGAUCAACCUUGUACAGUGGGGGAAAAAAGUAUUUAGUCAGCCACCAAUUGUGCAAGUUCUCCCACUUAAAAAGAUGAGAGAGGCCUGUAAUUUUCAUCAUAGGUACACGUCAACUAUGACAGACAAAAUGAGCUUUUUUUUUCUCCAGAAAAUCACAUUGUAGGAUUUUUUAUGGAUUUAUUUGCAAAUUAUGGUGGAAAAUAAGUAUUUGGUCAAUAACAAACGUUUCUCAAUACUUUGUUAUAUACCCUUUGUUGGCAAUGACAUAGGUCAAACGUUUUCUGUAAGUCUUCACAAGGUUUUCACACACUGUUGCUGGUAUUUUGGCCCAUUCCUCCAUGCAGAUCUCCUCUAGAGCAGUGAUGUUUUGGGGCUGUCGCUGGGCAACACGGACUUUCAACUCCCUCCAAAGAUUUUCUAUGGGGUUGAGAUCUGGAGACUGGUUAGGCCACUCCAGGACCUUGAAAUGCUUCUUACGAAGCCACUCCUUCGUUGCCCGAGCGGUGUGUUCGGGAUCAUUGUCAUGCUGAAAGACCCAGCCACGUUUCAUCUUCAAUGCCCUUGCUGAUGGAAGGAGGUUUUCACUCAAAAUCUCACGAUACAUGGCCCCAUUCAUUCUUUCCUUUACACGGAUCAGUCGUCUUGGUCCCUUUGCAGAAAAACAGCCCCAAAGCAUGAUGUUUCCACCCCCAUGUUUCACAGUAGGUAUGGUGUUCUUUGGAUGCAACUCAGCAUUCUUUGUCCUCCAAACACGACGAGUUGAGUUUUUACCAAAAAGUUAUAUUUUGGUUUCAUCUGACCAUAUGACAUUCUCCCAAUCCUCUUCUGGAUCAUCCAAAUGCACUCUAGCAAACUUCAGACGGGCCUGGACAUGUACUGGCUUAAGCAGGGGGACACUGCAGGUUUUGAGUCCCUGGCGGCGUAGUGUGUUACUGAUGGUAGGCUUUGUUACUUUGGUCCCAGCUCUCUGCAGGUCAUUCACUAGGUCCCCCCGUGUGGUUCUGGGAUUUUUGCUCACCGUUCUUGUGAUCAUUUUGACCCCACGGGGUGAGAUCUUGCGUGGAGCCCCAGAUCGAGGGAGAUUAUCAGUGGUCUUGUACGUCUUCCAUUUCCUAAUAAUUGCUCCCACAGUUGAUUUCUUCAAACCAAGCUGCUUACCUAUUGCAGAUUCAGUCUUCCCAGCCUGGUGCAGGUCUACAAUUUUGUUUCUGGUGUCCUUUGACAGCUCUUUGGUCUUGGCCAUAGUGGAGUUUGGAGUGUGACUGUUUGAGGUUGUGGACAGGUGUCUUUUAUACUGAUAACAAGUUCAAACAGUUGCCAUUAAUACAGGUAACGAGUGGAGGACAGAGGAGCCUCUUAAAGAAGAAAUUACAGGUCUGUGAGAGCCAGAAAUCUUUCUUGUUUGUAGGUGACCAAAUACUUAUUUUCCACCAUAAUUGGCAAAUAAAUUCAUUAAAAAUCCUACAAUGUGAUUUUCUGGAAAAAAUAAUCUCAAUUUGUCUGUCAUAGUUGACGUGUACCUAUGAUGAAAAUUACAGGCCUCUCUCAUCUUUUUAAGUGGGAGAACUUGCACAAUUGGUGGCUGACUAAAUACUUUUUUCCCCCACUGUACAGUAUAACAGACUGAUACCAGGGUUGCGCCUUAAAUGGCACCCUAUUCCCCCUUCGGCCCUGGUCAAAAGUAGUGCACUAAAAAAGGAAUAUGGUGCCAUUUGGAUCGCAAGAGGCAUAACAGGGACCAUAAAUUGCUGAUUAGUGUGUAUAGAUGAAAAUCAAUAACCCAUAAAUGAGGAUACAUCUGAACUGCAUCUCAAAUGGCACCCUAUUCCCUAUAAAGUGCACUACAUUUGACCAGGCUCUGAUCAAAAGUAAUGCACUAUAUAGGAAAUAGGGUACUAUUUGGGACGCUGUUAAUUUUUCCAUUGCCUGGGCAGUGCCAUACUAAAGCUGUAAAUAUGUGUUAUUCAAUGUCUGGUUAAUUUGGGCUUUUUGCAGGCAGCUUAUUGAAUAUCUCAGGAGAGGCCAUUUUCAUAUGGGGCCUUUUCUAUUAGGAUAUAUCUGGUAACAACAAAGUUAGAGUUGUUUUAAUGUGAAUGUUAGAACCUGCGGUAAUGGUGGGGCUGUCUGGCUGUCUGGCCAUCUGGCUGUCUGGAAUGGGGCUGUAGCAGGGAGGUGGGGGAGAGGCAGGCCCUCCCUGGGGGUUACUGGGACAGAUAAGCGAGCUAGCUGGCAGACAGACAGGCAGGCAGAUAAACGGUCAGGCAGGCAGGCAGACGGUCAGGCAGGCAGACUGACAGGCAGGCAGGCAGAAGGACAGGCAGGCAGGGAGGCACACGGACAGAUUUUCAUCAAAUUUAGUGGUUAUAAGCUACUAAACUUAUAGCAUGUUAAUAGAAAUAUGACUAGCAGGAUUCCUGAAUUUUUCUAUAACGUUGCAGAUAUUGAGUGUGCUUACACUGAAGCAGAUUGUAACAACACCUUAUAUACUCUUACCAGUUAAUGGUACUAAGUUUAUGGUUGCUGGUAAAACAGAGACAGACCUAAUUGCCGUGGUUAUAGUUUAGACGACAGCCAAUAGAUCAAUGUCACAGGGAAAAUGAGGAUUAGUGAGAUAAGAUAUCAACUGUAAUGGAGGGAUGGUGACAUGACUUGUGUUGUCACUCACAGCAAGUGUUAAUCAUGAUCAUCUCUCUCCUAAUGACUGAAGCAUGUGUAGCUAGACGUCCUCUGACAUUAGCUAGGUUACAUCACCAGCUGCAUUAGAUCACUGCUACCCCAACAGAUAUCCUCACUCAGCUGUGACUGAGAAAAAUUAUCAUUUGAACUCAAUGUCUUGGAGAAAAUGUCAUUCCAUAGUCUGUCCCUGGCUCACACUGGAGGACAGAUGUCUCUUUUGAUGCAGGUUUUUGUUUUAAACAUUCCUCCAUAUCCUACAAUACAACAUGGUGAUCAACCAUAUACAGUAUAACAUACUGACACCAGGGUUGCGUCUUAAAUGGCACCCUAUUCCCUACAUAUUCCCCUUCGGCCCUGGUCGAAAGUAGUGCACUAAAAAUGGAAUAUGGUGCCAUUUGGAACGCAACCCAGAUCAUGAAGCAGAGAAAAAUAAUCAUUUGAACACAUUGUCUUGGAGAAAAUGUAAUAACUAUUUCAGUAUUCCUUAAAUAUUCCUCAAAUAAUAUUUCAGUAUUACUGAAAUAGCAGGUUGAACCCAUGCUGGAAUACAAAAUCCAACAUCAUGUAAGCUGAUAGUAUGCAAACUGUAAAUGUUAAUGUGCGCAUUAGCAAAUAUUAUAUGACAGCAGUCAAACCCCCAUUGAUUGUGAAUGUGCACUCCCAGAGGUAGUGUAUAAUAGUGACGUAACUUUAGCGACGGAUGCCGUUUCCUUGGAAAUGGUCAUUAACAUAGUCAUUAACACUAAAACCGCCUGGACUUGACGCAUUCAAGAAGCAGCCUAUGACGCCUUAGGAACAUCUACAUUUUUAACAGCCUAUUAAUAAUCAAUUUAAUGUAUACCAUAAAAAUCCAUUGUUUCUGUAUAGGUAGGUCUUCAAAAACAUUAGGAUAUGAAAAACAUGUAUUUCAAAACAACAGAAUAAGUGUGUUUACUUUGUUACUGUGCUCAUAGUCUGCCGUGUCCCUCCUUCUGCUCCUAGGAGCUGUGUCGUCAGCGGAUGUCGGUCAAGCCGCCGGCGGAGCGUCCAGAGCCGAUGCACAGUGUGUCGUCACGGCUCAACAGUGUGUCGUCCCAGUUCAGCGACGGGGGGCCCAUGGUCAGCCCCUCGGCACGAAGCUCCACCUCCUCCUGGUCUGAGGAACCCGUCCACUCCAACAUGGACAUCUCCACUGGACACAUGAUCCUGGUAAACAUCACUAUACCCUUAUAGCUGUCUGACUGUUUGUCUGUCUGUCUGUCUGUCUGUCUGUCUGUCUGUCUGUCUGUCUGUCUGUCUGUCUGUCUAUCUAUGUGUCUGUCUGUCUGUCUGUCUGUCUGUCUGUCUGUCUCUCUCUCUCCCAUCUGUCUUUCUUUUUCUUUCUCUCUCUCGCACAUAGUCUCUUUCUUCCUCUCCUCCUACUCCAUCUCUCUCUUCGUUUCUAUUCAUCUCAUUACAGCCACAUUUCAAUGAGCAGGCUUGUUCCACAUGUCUUCUUUUCCCACAGAUUAAAAUAUCCAUUGAUUCUGAAUAACUGUCUACCAUAAUUGCAAUACAUAGCUAUUCUUCACAUAACCCUGUCCUCCUGCUCUGAGGCUACAUGCACAAUGAUAGAAGGACCCUGGGAUGUGUUCAAUAGGCAUGAAGCUCUUAAUUGCCCUUGAGAUUUACAUAUCGGGGCAAUACAUAUCAUAUAUAUGAGACACACAGACAUGAGCACGCACACACACACGCACACACCCACACACACAACGGUUGACCCUCUGUCUGGCUGGGCUAUUCUGACUGACUGGCAGUGAGUGGAGCAGCAGUGUAACGUGAGAGAAAGCUCCGUGUGCUUCAGUACCUCGGACAGCUCCCUGGCAGCAGAUAGCAACGUGCUGCUACUCAACUGAGCCCAUUUUCAACGGUUUGGCCAAAUUGUUUGUCCCGUCCUCCCACGUACGCCAGUUUAAAUAUGAGAAUGAACUGGGCCACGAGGCCGUCAUUGGAGAGAUUCUGUUCAGUGUUCAUGAGACUGGGGCUAUGGUGGGUUAGUAUAUAUAGGAGCCAGCUAGGGCAGGGAAGCAAAGGCAAAUUACCCAGGAGGUGUGAGCCACGCUCCCUGUCUUCCCACUGCCGACUGUGCCCCUGGCCCCUCCCCCCGUCCUGCUUCAUUACAUACUGCAAGAGACUGGGGCAGAUCCAGGGGCACGCCUCUCUCUUCUUCUGCAAUGAAUCCCCCCUCUCCUCUCUCCGAGAGAAGAAAACCGAGCUACAUACUCCAGAGCAAGGGCGAGCCGCCCUACCCUCUCUCGCCUCCCACGCGAGCGCUAAAGCAACUAACGAGCGAGAGCCCCGUCUCCUCUUCUCCGCCCAGCCCCCCUCUCCUCUCUCUCUCUCCGCCUCCUCUCUCUCUCCUCCUCCCCUCUCCUCUCUCUCCUCCUCCUCCCCUCCUCUCUCUCUCCUCCCCUCUCCUCUCUCCUCCUCCCCCUCUCCUCUCUCUCUCCUCCUCCCCCUCUCCCCCCUCUCUUCUCCCCCCACUCCCCUCUCUCUCUCUCCCUCCCCUCUCUUCUCUCCCCUCUUCCACUACUCUUCUCUCCAGCCCAUUUUCAUCUCCUCACAGGGGGUCCCUUUCUCACAGCUGAACUGUCUCUGUCUUAGAUAUUAACUACAACUACAGGCCAAAUGCAGUCAACAACAACAACUGCUACUGUGAUCCACCUGCCAGUAAAAUCAACACUGAAGUCCAUAAUGCACUAUAUCAUUAUGCCCUCAAAUGCCCUUUCUUAAAAGUGAUUGUUCAUCUAGCCACAGUAAAUGUUCUGAGUAGUUUCCUCAGACAUAUCAUAUGACCAGAGUCAGACCAGCACUAUUCUGAGCUCAUAUUGAGUUUUCAUAAGCAGUACAUAAAGACAGUACCAACAGUACAAGCUGCAUACUUACAGUACAGUACAUUGUAGAGUGAUUAAAACUGUGGGGGUCAGAAAAAAGCAUAAUUGCUUACUAGGUUUCCCCCCCAAAAAACGUAAUUGCCUUCUGUAAAGCUGCAAAUCCCACAUCAUCAUGAUCCCCGACUGUUUUUAAUUUGAGAAAUGCCUUGCACUAUCUUAUCUAUGUUAAUGUAUUACUUUUUCCCAUGUGACUUGUUCAGAAUAUGACUUCAUACAGAGACUUGGCUAUGUCUUAAGCGGACUAACUUACUCUAUAUAAAAAUCAUAUUAUCUUGUCUUUUGUUGCUGGCCAGUAAGUGUUAUAGAUUAUACUGCGUGGAGUCUAUAUAGAUUAGGGGUUUGCGAAGCCGGCGAGUAGGAAGUUAUUUUGAAGCUAGCUGAGUGUGAGGGGUGUGUGCCAAGUUGUAACUUGGAGUGUUGAAUUAUACCACAAUGUCGCAGGCACCAUGUGUGUGCCAUAUAUGAAGAAAGAUGUUGUUUAAUCACUUUAAUACAGGACAGUGUCAGAGGAAAGCCUAUCGGGAGCAUUUAUGUUGGAAAGCACAAUAUGUGUUCAGGAGCAGGUCUUAAUCUUCCAUGAUACCCCCUAUUCCAUGUCUGCGUCCCAAAUGACACCAUAUUCCCUUUAUAAUGCAUUCCUUUUGAUGGGCUCUGGUCAAAAGUAGUGCCAUCUGGGACACAUCCCAUAUAAACUUAAUCCAGGAUUUAAAAAACUGUGCCUUAUUAGAACCAUGUGAUACUGUAGGUACCUCACUGUACUGUGUAAGCUGCAAUUGUACACUAGUUCCCUUCCCUUUCCUGGCAUCUCCAUGUGUGCGUCCGAAAUGGCUCCCUAUUCCCUGUUUAGUGCACUCCUUUUGAUGGGUUCUGGUCAGAAUUAGUGCAUUACACUCCUUUUGUGACACACCCCAUCAGUGUAAAACCAAACAGCUUAUAUGUGCAAAUGGCCUUCUCUCACCCAGGUGCUGUAGUCUAGUUCAUUAUGAGGCUCUAGCCCUGCCUCGACGUCAUUGACAGCUCUGAGCAGCCCUGAGACGAGGGCUAGUUCCUCAUCUAGCGUUAUUUCAUUCUGAUUUUAUUGAGCACCUUUGGCAGCUGUAAACCCAGCAGUAAGGGGAUUAGCCAGUGUUUGCCUGACACAUGGUGAUCUCAGCACCUCCAGAUUGGAUUGGAAUAAUCCCUUUACACAGUACAAAACCCCAUUACUCUGGCAUUAGCACAGAGGAGAGUGUGUCUCUCUGAUGCCCUGGCAGGUAGGGCUGGUGGAGGAGGAGGGGGGAUGCAGGAGUAGAGGAGAGGAGGUGGAGGAGGAGGGGGGAUGCAGGGGUAGAGGAGGGGAGGUGGAGGAGGAGGUAUUUGGGAUGGAGAUAAGUGCAGAAUGAAGCUGCUAUUCGAUAAGGGGCUGAAUCAAGGAAGGGCGACGGAUUCGUGCCCUGCUAAAAAAUGUCGCCCGUUUCCCAGACUGUGUUCAGUGUUUUCAGCACAUAAUGUAAUAAGUGUUGAUAUGAUAUGGAGACCGAGGCCAAAAUUGCACCCUAUUCUCUAGUGCACUACUUUUGACCAGGGUCCAUACGGCUCUGGUCAAAAGUAGCGCACUAUACCCUGUUAAGAGAAAGUCUAUUAAGCCUCUUUGAGUAAUGAACAUGAAUCCAGAUUAUGUCCCCCCCCCCCAUUUGUAACCUUCUGUUAUUAAUAGAAUGACAUUAGGGCUGUGUCCUAAAUGGCAGCCUAUUACCUACUGUAUAUAGUGUACUACUUUUGAUCAGAUCCCUAUGGGUAGUAUGUUAGUAGUGUACUACAUAGGGAAUAGGGAGUCAUUUCUGACGCAGACAUGGAGUCCGUUUUAGGAGACUAUUUUAUUUAAUUAAUACAAAUUCUAAUAGUUCACCUAAUUUAAGUUUAUGUGACAAAACAAGCAAUGUAGAGAAUCAUUGUACCAUCUAAAGUGUUGUGAAAUAUAUUUUCAAUAACCAAAAAUAUUGUAUUUUGAGCUGUUUGAAACUGGUGUACCAAAUCGAAAGUACAGUGGGGAAAAAAAGUAUUUAGUCAGCCACCAAUUGUGCAAGUUCUCCCACUUAAAAAGAUGAGAGAGGCCUUUAAUUUUCACCAUAGGUACAUGUCAACUAUACAAAAUGAGAAUAUUUUUUCCUGAAAAUCACAUUGUAGGAUUUUUAAUGAAUUUAUUUGCAAAUUAUGGUGGAAAAUAAGUAUGUGGUCAAUAACAAACAUUUCUCAAUACUUUGUUAUAUACCCUUUGUUGGCAAUGACACAGGUCAAACGUUUUCUGUAAGUCUUCACAAGGUUUUCACACACUGUUGCUGGUAUUUUGGCCCAUUCCUCCAUGCAGAUCUCCUCUAGAGUAGAGAUGUUUUGGGGCUGUCGCUGGGCAACACGGACUUUCAACUCCCUCCAAAGAUUUUCUAUGGGGUUGAGAUCUGGAGACUGGCUAGGCCACUCCAGGACCUUGAAAUGCUUCUUACGAAGCCACUCCUUCGUUGCCUGGGCGGUGUGUUUGGGAUCAUUGUCAUGCUGAAAGACCCAGCCACGUUUCAUCUUCAAUGCCCUUGCUGAUGGAAGGAGGUUUUCACUCAAAAUCUCACGAUACAUGGCCCCAUUCAUUCUUUCCUUUACACGGAUCAGUCGUCCUGGUCCCUUUGCAGAAAAACAGCCCCAAAGCAUGAUGUUUCCACCCCCAUGUUUCACAGUAGGUAUGGUGUUCUUUGGAUGCAACUCAGCAUUCUUUGUCCUCCAAACACGACGAGUUGAGUUUUUACCAAAAAGUUAUAUUUUGGUUUCAUCUGACCAUAUGACAUUCUCCCAAUCCUCUUCUGGAUCAUCCAAAUGCACUCUAGCAAACUUCAGACGGACCUGGACAUGUACUGGCUUAAGCAGGGGGACACGUCUGGCACUGCAGGAUUUGAGUCCCGGCAUAGUGUGUUACUGAUGGUAGGCUUUGUUACUUUGGUCCCAGCUCUCUGCAGGUCAUUCACUAGGUCCCCCCGUGUGGUUCUGGGAUUUUUGCUCACCGUUCUUGUGAUCAUUUUGACCCCACGGGGUGAGAUCUUGCGUGGAGCCCCAGAUCGAGGGAGAUUAUCAGUGGUCUUGUAUGUCUUCCAUUUCCUAAUAAUUGCUCCCACAGUUGAUUUCUUCAAACCAAGCUGCUUACCUAUUGCAGAUUCAGUCUUCCCAGCCUGGUGCAGGUCUACAAUUUUGUUUCUGGUGUCCUUUGACAGCUCUUUGGUCUUGGCCAUAGUGGGGUUUGGAGUGUGACUGUUUGAGGUUGUGGACAGGUGUCUUUUAUACUGAUAACAAGUUCAAACAGGUGCCAUUAAUACAGGUAACGAGUGGAGGACAGAGGAGCCUCUUAAAGAAGAAGUUACAGGUCUGUGAGAGCCAGAAAUCAUGCUUGUUUGUAGGUGACCAAAUACUUAUUUUCCACCAUAAUUUGCAAAUAAAUUCAUUAAUGUGAUUUUCUGGAGAAAAAAAUUCUCAAUUUGUCUGUCAUAGUUGACGUGUACCUAUGAUGAAAAUUACAGGCCUCUCUCAUCUUUUUAAGUGGGAGAACUUGCACAAUUGGUGGCUGACUAAAUACAAAUUUUCCCCACUGUAAAAGGCACAAAAACGAAACUUAAGAUCGGGAAGCAUAGAAAAGCGCACAUAGAAAAUAUCUACCGCUUCUUAGACUUGUUUUCAAUGAGAAUGACAGAUUUAUUACUCACAUUUCUAUGUGAAUUUGGUCUGGUCACCCAAAAAGUUACAUAUUGCAGCUUUAAAGAGACAUUCCUGGUGAUUGUUUCCUGCCUGUUUGUGUAUGGACCCUGGAUAAUCAUUGAUGUCCAACAACCAUCUCAGCCCAACUGUCCUCUAUCAACAGAGAGGAACAAUAGCUAGCCUACCCUGUUGGCCCCCAUGCUAAAACAUGCUAGGUUUCACAUUUAGCUUUGACAAUCUCAUUAGCGGCAGUUAAUCAAAGUCAGUGCUCCUGACUUAAUGAUGAAUACAGUAUGAGAGGUAAUGGGCUCGGUUGAAUAGCUUAUCAUUUAGAGGGAACUAUUCCUGUUCCUGACUACAGAUGUAGGAUCUUAAUUUGAGCCAGUUUGCUACACCAGGAAAAUAAUCGUGCAGCAACAGGAAAUGUUAAUUAUUAUGUGGAUUAUAAUUAAAGAUGUGCUAUGCAGAAAUCGCUCUGCCAUUUCCUGUUUGCUAAAAUUCUAAUUGUUCACUUAAUUUCAGUUUGUGACAAAAGUAUCAUUGUACCAUCUAAAAUGGUAAAAUAUAUAUUUCUAUAAUCAAAAAUAUUUUAUUUUUGGCUUGUUUGAAGCUGGUGUACAAAACUGAAAGUAAAAUAUUAAAAAAAGAAAAGAUUGUGAAACAUAGAAAUAGUGCACAUAAAACCUACCACUUCUUAGACUUGCUUUCAAUGAGAAUAACAGAUCUAUAACACACAUUUCUCUGUGAAUUUGGUAGGGUUGCCCAAAAACGUACAUAUUGCAGCUUUAAUGGACAUUUUUGUAGGGGUUGAUAAAUUUUUCGGUAGGGCAAAUCAAGUCAAAUUUCAAAGUGGAAAUGACUAAGUAUAGAAGCCUUUUUAAACAAAAAACACAGUACAAGAUUGCAUAUCCUGCUGUGCAAGAAAUUUCUCAGCAACAAAAGAGUGAUCAGAUUUAGAUCCUACAUCUGUACGGCUAGGACUACAUAGAGACCAUAGAUAAUAGAGACCAUAAACAACAAUAAUAAAGACCUCGGAACCAAAUGCCACAACACAUUAGCAUUAUUAUUCAUAUAAUUAUAAGAACAUUUCUACUGGCUCAUCUUUACUCCUGUUGAAUUAAGAAUAUUCUAUUUUGAGUCCUUGUUGUUUGUAUAGCUUGUUGGUCAGGUCAUUAUUGUCAAAGAGAAUGUGUUCUCAAUUUACUUACCUGGAUAAGAUAUUAUCUUUCCUCGACCUACCUUGUCUUACAUUGAGGAGGAAUACACACCAACUGACAAACAUGAUGGGUACAACUAUAGUUAUUGAAUGCAUAUUGACUCCGUCUUCUCUUUCCUCGCUAGUCUUACAUGGAGGAUCACCUGAAGAACAAGAAUCGUCUGGAGAAGGAGUGGGAGGCUCUGUGUGCCUACCAGGCUGAGCCCAAUGCCUCCACUACAGGCCUGGGUGCCGGGAACACCAAGAAGAACCGCUCCAAUGCUGUGGUGGCCUGUAAGUUAUCAUCCUUCCGUAUUCUUCCAUGUUUAUUGGAUAGAGAGGAAAGGUAGACGAGUGUGUGCUGAAAGAGCAGUGAAUGGGAUUUGAACCUAUGGUCACAGCAGUACAUCAGGCAGCAGCUUAGACCACUAGAUCACCCCAGGUCACAAGGCCUGUAAGUUCUCCUCCUGUUCUCUAUACGUUGACCUUACAGAGCCUUACCUUCUUAAUGCACUUGGAUUUGUCCCUGCAUUAUAGGUGACUGACCUCUGAGUUAAAAUACUGUUCUAAAAUGCUCUUAGAUAUCAUGUUACUGUCAAUUGUACCCAUCUUAGACUAUUUCAAAUUAUAAGAUAUAUGGAGCAGGUUUGCUUUUGGUUCGAGGUUAUGUUUGAGAGUGUUUUGAGUAUUUGAGCAUUCCAGUGCAGGCAGGCCGGGCAGGGUGAUGAGUCCUUGUAGAGGAGGUUGAGUUGGUGCGAUAAAUUCCUCCAUUUAUAUUUCAGAUGAUCACUCAAGAAUAACCUUGAAGGUUGAAAACAGCCACAGCAAUUCAGAUUACAUCAAUGCCAGCCCAAUCGUAAGUACCUUUUCAGUAUACUAAACUCUACUUUAUAGUGUUGUGUGCUGUACUGACAGUCCCACAGGGAUUUAGAACGAACAAAAGCAAAGCAGUGCUUUACAAUAUAAAAUUUGAUGCAACAGGUUGCUUAGCUUUAGUAAGAUACAUUGUAUUGCUUAUGCACACUGUGUUUCAUGCGUUGAAUAUUAAUGAUUGUUUUAUAAGAAAUAAUGAGUGAAUAUUCACAUGGGGAAGGGGUGGGGAAGGGUACCACGCAUGAUUCACCCUAUUCACCCCCAUUUUGAAAGAACAGUUGAUCUUUCACUAUUAUUGACCUUGAAUUAUGUUAAUGUAGACUGUUUACUGUUUGGCACAGCUAUGCAGUUCAGUUUUGUUGUGCUUUGAUGUUGCCUAUAUACACUGAGUGUACAAAACAUUAAGAACACCUGCUCUUUCCAUGACAUAGACUGUCCAGGUGAAAGCUAUGAUCCCUUAUUGAUGUCACUUCAAUCAGUGUAGAUUUUUAAAUGUUUAUUUAACCUUUAUUUUAACAGGGAAGACAUAUUGAGACUUACAGUAGGUCUCUUUUGCAAAUGCGCCCUGUAUAAUACAACAUAAAUAUACACAUUAUACCCCAAAUAAAUAAAUACAUACAUAUAUAUAUAUAUAUAUAUAUAUAUAUAUACUGUACACAGGAGGUUGGUGGCACCUUAAUUGGGGAGGACGGGCUAGUGGUAAUGGCUGGAACAGAAUAAGUGGAAUGGUAUCAUUCCAAUCACUACGUUCCAGCCAUUAUUAUGAGCCAUCCUCCCCUCAGCAGCCUCCUGUGAUACUGUAUAUAUACAUUACAUGACCAAAGGUAUGUGGACAGUUGCUCGUCGAUCAUUUCAUUCCAAAAUCAUGGGCAUUAAUAUGGAGUUGGUCCCCCCUUUGCUGCUAUAACAGUCUCCACUCUUCUGGGAAGGCUUACCAUUAGAUGUUGGAACAUUAAUGCAGGGACUUGCUUCAAUUCAGCCACAAGAGCAUAAGUGAGGUCGGUCACUAAUGUUGGGCGAUUAGGCCUGGCUCGCAGUCGGCGUUCCAAUUCAUCCCAAAGGUGUUCGAUGGGGUUGAAGUCAGGGCUCUGUGCAGGCCAGUCAAGUUCUUCCACACCGAUCUCGACAAACCAUUUCUGUAUGGACCUCGCUUUAUGCACGGGGGCAUUGUCAUGCUGAAACAGGAAAGGGCCUUCCCCAAACCUUUUCCACAAAGUUGGAAGCACAGAAUCGUCUAGAAUGUCAUUGUAUGCUGUUGCGUUAAGAUUUCCCUUCACUGGAACUAAGGGGCCUAGGCCGAACGAUGAAAAACAGCCCCAGACCAUUAAACUUUACAGUUGGCACUAUGCAUUUGGGCAGGUAGUGUUCUCCUGGCAUCCGCCAAACCCAGAUUCGUCCGUCGGACUGCCAGAUGGUGAAGCAUGAUUUAUCACUCCAGAGAACGCGUUUCCACUGCUCCAGAGUCCAAUGGCGGCGAGCUUUACACCACUCCAGCCGACGCUUGGCAUUGCGCAUGGUGAUCUUAGGCUUGUGUGCCGCUGCUCGGCCAUGGAAACCAUGGAAACCCGAACAGUUCUUGUGCUGACGUUGCUUCCAGAGGACUCAGUAGUGAGUGUUGCAACCGAGGACAGACGAUUUUUACGCGCUACGCGCUAUGUGCUUCAGCACUCAGCGGUCCCGUUCUGUGAACUUGUGUGGCUUACCACUUCGCGGCUGAGCCGUUGUUACUCCUAGACGUUUCCACUUCACAAUAACUGACUUGUUGGAAAGGUGGCAUUCUAUGACGGUGCCACGUUGAAAGUCACUGAGCUCUUCAGUAAGGUUAAUCUACUACCAAUGUUUGUCUAUGGAGAUUGCAUGGCUGUGUGCUCGAUUUCAUACACCUGUCAGCAAUGGGUGUGGCUGAAAUAGCCAAAUCCACUAAUUUGAAGGGGUGUCCACAUACUUUUGUGCGCAAAGCUGUCAUCAAGGCAAAGGAUGGCUAUUUGAAGAAUAUAUUUUUAUUUGUUUAACACUUUUCUGGUUACUACAUGAUUUCAUAUGUGUUAUUUCAUAGUGUUGAUGUCGUCACUAUUAUUCUACAAUGUAGAAAAUAGUCAAAAUAAAGAAAAACCAUGGAAUGAGUAGGUGUGUCCAAACUUUUGACUGGUAUUUUAACACAUUAAAAUACAAAAACAUAGUCAUGGGAAGCACAAAAUAAAACAUCACAAAUCACCCAGAUAAACAGUUACAUUCCUCCACAAAUAAGUCCUCAAUCAAUACUUUAAAUUGCCCGAAUGACACCAGAACAUCAAGAUUAAAUGUGUUUAGAAUUUUGUUCCAGCAAUACGGUGCAUUAAAACUAAAAGCAGAUUUACCUAGCUCGUUGGAGACCCUAGGAAGCUCAAGAGUUAACCAAUCCUGUGAACGGAUUAGGCAACUCAGGUGUCUAUACUUCAACAGCAAAGUUAGAUAAGAUGGACGUUUAUGAAGUAGGGCCUUGUAAACAAAAAUGAGUAAUGUAGAGAUCUAUGGGUCUUUAGUGAAGUCCAGCCAACCUUUUGAUAUGGAAUGCAGUGAUGAGUAUCAAAACUGUCCCCUGUAACAAAACGAAGGGCACUAUGGUAGAUGGCGAUAAUUAUUAAGAUCACUACUAUCCCUGCACUUGUGGAGUGGCAGCACAAGAGCUGAUUUCCAUACUUUUGGAAUAUUUCCUGAUAACAAUAACAUUUGGGUUAUUUAGUUAUUUGGGUUAUUGAGACAACAAUGAUGGGGGCUGCACACUUAAGCAGACCAGGAUCCAAUUGGUCGACCCCUGUGGAUUUCUUGUUGCCUAUUGCUAGCAAAGCAUCCAGGACUUAUUUUUCUGUAAAUAGCCUAAAAGAAAAGCUUUAACUAUCAUUUCUCUGAUCAUUCAGCAAGUCAUUCAGCAUGUUUCCCCUAUCAGCAUCCUGCCCAAUAUCAUUGUGAAUAGGUUUAGAAGUUAUUUCAAAGAGAUAGCCCGCUGAAAUAAAAUGGUGAUGAAAUGCAUCAAUGAUGGUAUUUCUUUCCAUAAUAAGGCCAGUGUCUGAAUGAAUUUGUUGUGGCAGAGAGGAGGAAGUAGAACCCUUCAGGGAUUUGACAGUUUUCCAGAAUUUAGCCGGGUUCAAUUACAAUCUGAAAGAGUGGUUACAUAAUAAUCAGAUUUAGCCUUUCUGAUUUGUCAUACACAAUGAUUCUUCAGUUGCUUAAAAGCUUGCCAGUCCGGGCCUAAGCCUGUGUUCCUGGCCUUGACCCAAGCAUCGUCUCUUUUAUGAAUGACUUCUGAUAAAGAGUGUACCAGGCAUUUGAUCUACCUUUAACCCUUAAUUUUCUGAAGGGGGCAUUUGAUCUACCUUUAACCCUUAAUUUUCUAAAGGGAGCAUGAUUAUCCACAAUAGUAUUGAAGACAUCUGCAAAAAGGCUAAAAGAUAAAAUCAGGUUCAGGGAUAGCGGAAAUAAAAUCAAGGUCACAAAAAUAAAGAAUAUGUAAAAAAAAAAAAAGCCUGUUCACUGAAGUUUUUAAUGUUCCUCUUUGUGAUAACACGAGGCUUAGAUUUUUGUAUUCUCACAUCUCUAACACAAACAACUGGGCAAUGGUCACUAAUGUCUUGAGCAAUGACACCAGUAGAAACAUAUUCCUCUGGUUUAUUCAUUAAAAUGAGAUCAAUCAGAGUUGACUUUGAAGGAUCUUUAGGGUUGGGCCGUGGAGGCUUAGUCACCAGCUGGGUUAGGUUUAGAUCAUUACACGUCUUUUAGAUUGUCUGAAGCCUGCAUUUCCCAAUCAUAAUUUGGGUCACCCAGGAUAAUAACUUUGGAUUUAAUAAAAGAAUACAACAAACUAGUUAACUCCUCGAGUGCACAAAGGUUAGCCGAGGGAGCCUUUACCCCAGACAAAGGCUUAAAUAUAGUAGCUAAAGAUUUUUGGCAAGGGAAAUGGAUUUCAGUAAAGAGACAGAGAAAUUAUUUUUAAUAAGAAUGUCCACUCCACCACCUCUACACUGUCUGUCAGCUCUGAACCCAUUAUAACACUCAAUAUUAAAAUCCAGAGUCCAGAAUGUCCCCAGAGAUCCAAGUUUCAGCCAAUACUAGAAAGUCCGAAUUCGUCUGCAUAGCCCAGAUCUUGAUGUAAUGAAGUUUAACUCAAUAUUAGGAAGGUGAUCUUAAAGUUUUGCACACUCACUUAAAAAUCCUUCUAUAACCUGUCUCCUCCCCUUCAUCUACACUGAUUGAAGUGGAUUUAACAAGUGACAUCUUUAAGGGAUCAUAGCUUUCACCUGGAUUCACAUGGCAAUCUAUGUCAUGGAAAGAGCAGAUGUUCCUAAUGUUUUGUACACUUAGUGUAUAUAUUCAUGUUUAGUUGAUUCCAUGUAAGCCUACACAUUGGCAGCAGGGAAUCAAGAUGGGAGCUGAUGCAAUUAUUUAUACCGUUUAUACCGGUGCAUUUUUAAAGGCUAAAUCAGGAGUUUAAAGAUACACUCCGGCUAUUUUUGAACUAUUUUUGAACUUUCCCCACUGAGAAAUGACAACUAGUGUAUAAAUAGGGUAAUUUACACACACUUAAGCGUCAAACAAUACAUUUUGUGCAAAAGUAUUUUUUUACUCAACUGUGGAUGUCCAAGGACCAAACAUUUGUAAGAAAGAGAGAAAUAAGAGCCAUGUGAAUUCAGUAACUGAGCAUACCCAUUUGACAAAGGUGGUAAAAUCAAAUAGAUGCAGUUAUCUUCCCCUGGAGGCAGAUACAGAAGCAUUCCAUUAAAAUAAACAGAAAUGCAAUGCAUUUCAAAUCCAGGGUCGUGUCCCAACUGGCACACUGUUCCCUUUAUAGUGCACUACCUUUGACCAGGGCCCAUAGGGUUCAAAAGUGGUGCACUAUAUAGGGAAAAUGGUGCCAUUUGGGACACAGCCCAGGCGUCGUUGCACCAAAGUGACAGGAUGUGACUACACAGAAGAACCUUUUCCUACACACCGAGCGGGAUGGGUACAACUAGUUAUUUACAGAAAUACCUUUGCUGCUGGCAAUUUGAUUUCCUCAACAACACCACUUACUGGCCCACGUGCAAAACAUUGUUGUCGGCACUCUGAAGAAUGUUUGUCUGCAAAGUAAUACUGUGAAUCACUGUAAAACGUAUGACGAUGUUAUAAGAGGAAUUGUGUAACUCCCUUGUGAUUGGCACAUAAAGAGCUUGUUAUUAUUUCUCUCUCUACUGUGGGAUCUCUGGCUUCAAGCUAAUUAAUCCUGAGCUGUUAUUGUAUGGCUUUCUUUAGAAGACAGCACUGCUGUUGGUUUUACAAUGAUGAAGUAGAGUUUCUAUGGAUGCUCUAGAUCGUCUUAUGGACUCUUGCUUUCACAUCAUCACUACUAGCCCCUCACAAUACAUGGGAAACCUAUUCAAACACCUCUGAAAUGAGGACCAGAACAUAAGUGAAUUUCCUGUGAGAGAGUAUCUGUGCCUCGCUCCUUCUCCCUGGUCUCACAGUGUGGUGGGAGAAACAAAGAGCUGACAAGCCUUGGUCCCCCACGGUGCGGUGGUGACAGACAACCAGAGACAGAGCAGUGCUCUGCAAUAACUACUGCUGCCACCAGCAGCCACUGGCCAGUAGGGAAGAAAGGCUGAUAAUUACAGCACACAGACCCUGGCUGGGCAGAACAAAACAGCCAUGAUUACGCCUGUCUCGUUGCCGCUUGCUCCUCAUUAGAUCCCAGGGAAGCAAUGUUUAAUCUCUCUCUUUCUCUCUAGCUCUCUAUCGCUCUCUUUCUCUCUCUCUGCAAGUCCAACUGAGGAGUUGGGUGGGUGUAAGGAAGAGGGAGGGGUGGGGGAGGGACAAUGGGUUCCUGGAGACCCAUCAACAGCAUUAGCCCCUCAGCCUACUGACGGCUGAAUGGACGGACACACUCAAGAAUGUCAUUAGCACCCGUUCUUAGUUCAGAGACAGCAGACACUUGAAAUUGUCAGGAAACAUUGUGUCUCCAAGAGAUUGGAGAGAGAGAACGAGAGACAGAAGGGGAGAGAGAGAGAGAGAGAGAGAGAGCGAGAGAGAGAGAGAGAGAGAGCGAGAGAGAGCGAGAGAGAGAGAGAGAGAGAGAGAGAGAGAGAGAGAGAGAGAGAGAGAGAGAGAGAACAGAGAGAACAGAGAGAGAGAGAGAGAGAGAGAGAGAGGUAGCUAGAGAGAGAGGUAACGAGAGAGAGCGCUAAAUGGAGUGACCGAGAGAGGGAGCGACAAAGAGUACUGUUUCUCUGUACUGAGUGUACUGCAGACACUGAUGUUCUCUCAGUAUUGCGUCUAGACCAAGGACAGUCAGUCACUCUGUUGCAGCAGCAGCAGAUACUCUCCAGGGGUACUGCAUCAAACACUAGACAUUGUGUUUUUCUUUUUUUCUUUUUUGGGGGGGCCAAAGCUAAGAUGUUUGACUUGUUGUUAGCGUUCAUCAUCAUUGACAAUUAUAUAAAAUAACUUAAAAGCAUUCUAACCAUUCACAGCCACUCCUCUAUUCUUCUCCAUCUGUUAACAAAUGCACUUUGCAGUGACAGUUUUUCCACUUUAAUUGAAAUGCAAACCCCCAGUUAGUACUGUGGCUUUCUUUCCCCAGUUAAUACAUUUACGUUAAAAGUGUAAUCUUCUGUGUAAACCCGAGUUUAUAAAAAAAGUAUAUUAUUUUAGUUCAUAAAGCAACAGAAGACUAUUAAACACCAUUUUGUGUGUGCAAGCCUUGGAAUUAUCUCUUUUCCCAUAAUUGCUUCCAGAUAAAUUGGCCUAUCCAAUUAUAACAUUUUCCAUACAAUUUUCAUGGUAAUAGGUAUGACUGUCACUCAACUAUUCUCGCAUUCGCCACACAUUUCUGGACCACGCUUCUUUUUUUAAGAUGUCAUUGCUCUUCAAUUUGUGAGAGUUUAGCAGCCUUGUUUUAAGCACUGCAGAAUAAGAAAAGACGGCACACAGACAACAUUUGGGAUUCAUAGAAAGGCGUUCUUCCACAAACAUUCGGUUAACAAUACAUGGAAAAACCCUGAUCUCAUUCCUAUUGAAUACCUAUUCAAACACCUCCGAAAUUAUGACCAGAACAUAAGUGAAUGGCUUUGCACACUGUAUUAAACCUUGAACGUUUCACUGACCACCAAGACUGUUUCUCAGGGAGGGAUGAGUAGGCAGUAUUACUCUGAAUUUCCUUGUUCUACAGUCAAUGUGGGCUACAUAGUGUUUGUUUACAAGAGUAUAACAAGCUUAUAUUUUGGGAUCUGAUGGGGUACGACAGUUGAACUAAGCUCAUGAGGCAUUUAUAAGUUAUAUUUUUCAAGAAUUCAUAGAUACAUAUCAGUAAUUUAUAAGUUCAAAAAUGGAUGUAGCAACUAUGGAUUGCCCCUUUAAAUCAACAUUUUGCUAUAUAAUUCUUACAGAUUGUUUUAUUGCCUUUUUAAUCGGAUAAUAAUUCUGGAACGUUUUCAUUGGAAUCAAUGAUAAUUUUUGAUUUUAAGUUGGUCUGUUUUUCACUAUAUCCAGUUUAAGAAUAUUGUUCUUUCUCAAAGCACUCACUAGGGUAAAUCUUGUGGUCCUUUACUUUAUCAAUAAUUAAAUAAUAACAUUGCUCUCUCUCUCCAGAUGGACCACGACCCACGGAACCCAGCCUACAUCGCUACUCAAGGCCCUCUUCCCUCAACGGUGGCUGAUUUCUGGCAGGUACAGUCCUCUCUUUCAUAAAAUCAAUAUCUUCUCCAGACUUAAAUAAGAAGGGAACAGUGUUAUUAGCAGUGUAAGUCAAACUGGAGACAAGUGCUUUUUGUAAUCCCACCAUAGCCUCCAUAUAUACCGCUACACAAUCUACUUGCAAAUGAUAAUGAAAUAUUGGUGCACAUUUUAUUUACAGUCGUGGUCAAAAGUGUUGAGAAUGACACAAGUAUUGAUCUUCAGAAAGUUUGCUGCUUCAGUGUUUUUAGAUAUUUUUGUCAGAUGUUACUAUGGUAUACUGAAGUAUAAUUACAAGUAUUCCAUAAGUGUCAAAGGCUUUUAUUGACAAUUACAUUAAGUUUAUGCAAAGAGUCAAUAUUUGCAGUGUUGACCCUUCUUUUUCAAGACCUCUGCAAAUCGCCCUGGCAUGCUGUCAAUUAACGUCUGGGCCACAUCCUGACUGAUGGCAGCCCAUUCUUGCAUAAUCAAUGCUUGGAGUUUGUCAGAAUUUGUGGGGUUUUGUUUGUCCACCCGCCUCUUGAGGAUUGACCACAAGUUCUCAAUGGCAUUAAGGUCUGGGGAGUUUCCUGACUAUGGACCCAACAUUUCAAUGUUUUGUUCCCCGAGCCACUUAGUUAUCACUUUUGCCUUAUAGCAAGGUGCUCCAUCAUGCUGGAAAAGGCAUUGUUCAUCACCAAACUGUUCUUGGAUGGUUGGGAGAAGUUGCUCUCGGAGGAUGUGUUGGUACCAUUCUUUAUUCAUGGCUGUGUUCUUAGGCAAAAUUGUGAGUGAGCCAACUCCCUUGGCUGAGAAGCAACCCCACACAUGAAUGGUCUCAGGAUGCUUUACUAUUGGCAUGACACAGGACUGAUGGUAGCGCUCACCUUGUCUUCUCCGGACAAGCUUUUUUCCGGAUGCCCCAAACAAUCGGAAAGGGGAUUCAUCAGAGAAAAUGACUUUACCCCAGUCCUCAGCAGUCCAAUCCCUGUACCUUUUGCAGAAUAUCAGUCUGUCCCUGAUGUUUUUCCUGGAGAGAAGUGGCUUCCUCGCUGCCCUUCUUGACACCCGGCCAUCCUCCAAAAGUCUUUGCCUCACUGUGCGUGCAGAUGCACUCACACCUGCCUGCUGCCAUUCCUGAGCAAGCUCUGCACUGGUGGUUCCCCGAUCCCGCAGCUGAAUCAACUUUAGGAAACAGUCCUGGCGCUUGCUGGACUUUCUUGGGCGCCCUGAAGCCUUCUUCACAACAAUUGAACCUCUCUCCUUGAUGUUCUUGAUGAUCCGAUAAAUGGUUGAUUUAGGUGCAGUCUUACUAGCAGCAAUAUCCUUGCCUGUGAAGCCCUUUUUGUGCAAAGCAAUGAUGACGGCACGUGUUUCCUUGCAGGUAACCAUGGUUAACAGGGGAAGAACAAUGAUUUCAAGCACCUCCCUCCUUUUAAAGCUUCCAGUCUGUUAUUCUAACUCAAUCAGCAUGACAGAGUGAUCUCCAGCCUUGUCCUCGUCAACACUCUCACCUGUGUUAACGAGAGAAUCACUGACAUGAUGUCAGCUGGUCCUUUUGUGGCAGGGCUGAAAUGCAGUGGAAAUGUUUUUUGGGGAUUUAAGUAAAUUUUCAUGGCAAAGAGGGACUUUGCAAUUAAUUGCAAUUCAUCUGAUCACUCUUCAUAACAUUCUGGAGUAUAUGCAAAUUGCCAUCAUAAAACUGAGGCAGCAGACUUUGUGAAAAUUAAUAUUUGUGUCAUUCUCAAAACUUUUGACCACGACUGUAUACAGAUAUGCCUGGUUGUGUCAAACUAUAGGAGAGAAAGGCAGGUUGUCUUGAAUUAGAUUAGAUUAUUUCAUGCAAUCGAUAAGGUGGUGAAGUAUUAUUUUCUACCUCUCUGAUAAUGGGAGAAUUCCAAGGAUGGAAUUGUUCUGAGUGCAUCCCAAAUGGCACCCUAUUCCCUAUAUAGUGCACUACUUUUUUUCAUCAGGGUGCAUAGUGCUCUGGUCAAAAGUAGAGCACUAUGUAGGGAAUAGGGCGCCAUUUGGGAUGCAUCCUCUGUCCCCCGUGUGUUACUUUAAUUGUGCUGCUGAGUGGACGGAAUGCCUGGCCCAGCAUGAGGACAACCGGAGUAUGGGCCUCGGCCUGGACCUCUCUGCCUAAUCCCUGUUGGGCCCUGAACACACUCUGAGAGGGGGGUGGAGGCUCUCUCUCUCCCCUCUUCUCCCUAAUCUUCCCCCUCCUGUCAUUCACUGGCCCUCUCGAGUCCCCACACAGCAUGCAGCUCUCUCUCGCUCUCUCUCUCCCCCUCUCCCAUAGUCAUUAUGGCGGCUCAGUGUUACAGAGUUCAAGGAGCUUCCAUAUUCAGGCUUUCCUGAGGUUAUUUUUUAGUGUCUAUUCUACCCAGUCAGCAGAAUUAUGUUUUACCAUCAUUAAGUACUCUAAUGAGCACUGAUAGUCUUAGUAAAUUAGUAUUUUUUUUAAGUGCAUUUUACAUGGGUCACAACACACUUUACAUCAUUAAACUCUAUUAGAACUUUGUCAACUGUGCUAUACUUUGUUCGAUGUGCUAAACAUUAGCAAAUGCUCUUGGUAACUGUGAAAUCAUGAGCCGUAGGUGAGAGAGCAUCCUGGUCAUCUGAUGAGUGUGACAAUAAUGUUUUAUUAGCUUCAUUAACCUGGCUGCUGUUUUUCUAUCCUGCCAAUGGCUCUCUAGAGCCUACCCAACUUCUGACCAGCGCCAUCUAGACUGUAUGUCAGCAAGAAAAAUACACCUAAACAGACACUACUAGUUGUGGAAUGACACAAUAGGGAGAGGGACUGUCUCAGUAACAAUAAUGUAUUUAUUUGUUAAGGGACAGAUACAAUUAAAACAUUGAUACUUUGAAUCAUCAAAAGUCAGAUGCAUUGCACCAUCAUGCUUUAGCUUGCGCCAAUUUGCACCAUCAGUCCCCCCUCCAUAUGAAGCUGUUACUUUUUUAACCAAACUGUUUUACUAUUGUUAAAGUUGACAAAAACGACCAUUUAGAGGACUUUAAGAAUUUCACAGCGACAGCUAACAGUGUUUUUCCCAAUUAUAUAUGGAAAGUAGAUGGUACUGUAAUUUAGAUGCAGAUGAUUCAAUAAGAAGGAAUGGAUGAUAAUGAACCAUUUUAAUAAGCGUUUUAUUCAAUAUUCCUGUUUGUCAAGUUUUGUAUUGUUCCUCUAACACUAGUAAAUGGACUCGUACAUAAAAGUUUGAAGUGUGUGUGGGAGCAUCUCAAUAAAAUAGCGUGAGGCAAGCACAGUGUGUGUGUGCCUGCACAACCCGAUGCAAUUACUGGGUGUUGCCUUGUGACAAAAUGGCUGUUCUCUCUCUUUUGUGUGCAGAUGGUUUGGGAGAAUGGCUGUGUGGUCAUUGUCAUGCUGACGCCCCUCACUGAGAGCGGAGUCAAACAGUGCUACCACUACUGGCCUGACGAGGGGUCCAACCUCUACCACAUCUACGAGGUACCAGGCCUGGCUAUCCAAUGUCUGAUGUUCGCUCAAAAUGACAAUUUGUCGUUAUUCUAGACUUAUCUAUUGUUAUUGUUCUAAAUCGGAAAUAUGGUUGUAGUCGUUUAGAUAUUUAAAUGCAUGUGAAACAGUGUAAUUUCAGCAUAAUUUGGUUGUAAAUGUACUCACUUUUAAUUGUAUUCAACCAUUUACUAAUAUACUGUAAUAGCAGUCAGUAAUACACAUUUUCUAAAGUUUCUAUAAGGUACACAAUGCACUGCAUGUUUAAAAUCAAGUGCACUUCUAAUUGCAUGAUUUACUGUGUAUUCAGGGAUAACUCUUACAAUAGAAUAAGAAUGAGAACUCUUUCUAUUUCUAUGACUGACAUCACUUCCUCUUCCUCUAUAGGUGAACCUGGUGUCGGAGCACAUUUGGUGUGAUGACUUCCUGGUUCGUAGUUUCUACCUAAAGAACAUGCAGACCAACGAGACGCGCACCGUCACACAGUUCCACUUCCUUACCUGGCUCAACCAGAACGUCCCUGAGUCCAGCCGGACACUCCUGGACUUCCGCAGGUAGGACUUCCUAGAGUCAGGGCUCGACAGGGCUGUCCUCACCACUAUCUAGAGUUGCAAAAAUCCAGGACCUUUCCCAAAAUUCCCAGGUUUUCCAGAAAUCCUGAUCAGAAGAUUCCUCGGAAAACAUGGAUUUCUAGAAUGUUACCAGAUUUUUGCAACCCUAUUACUGUCAGACACGGUAACAAUAAGGUAUUUUGUGGUAUUAAACCUUUAGUUCCCUUCUUCUCCUCUUUCUUUAUGUGCCAGUCUUCAUAUAGAUAUAUACGAUAUACUAUGACUCAGUAAAUCUCUUUAUUGCUAGCUCUAAUGCUCUCUUAGGUCCACUGAGGAAUUUUUCAAAUAACAGGACAAGUCUGAGUACUGUGAUGUUAUAUAGCCUGGUGUUAUUGUAUUUGUGCUGCACACUUAUGAGGUGAGAUCUUCCGGGAAAGAGCAGGGCCAGGAUAUAUGGUGAAACACAUCAUACUGCCAUCAAGCCACCAACUGUGGUCAGUGUGGAAUUGUUGCCUUUUCUCAUGGGGUGAGGGGAAAUACUGGGAUUAAAAAAUUUGUUCGCGCUCGAUUUCUUAUUUACAUUUGACAUUUUAGUCAUUUAGCAGACGCUCUUAUCCAGAGCGACUUACAGUUAGUGAGUGCAUACAUUUUCAUACUCUAUUGCAGUAACACUUGAAUCUGAAUCUUGGUUUGUGGUUUCGACAGCAAUUAUCACACUUAAGGGUUCGAGAACAUAAACUGCAAGCUAAUUCCUCUCUCUGUAUUUAAUUAACAAGUCUUACUUAUGAUCGAGCAGCACAUUCUUUUAUUUCUCAGUUUCAUAGCAACCUACCUGUUUUGUUUUGUUUUCUUCCUUUUGUUAUAUUGCCAGCUAAUUAGCGGUUGCCAGUGUCAUUUUUGUGAUGUUGCAGCUAGUAAUAUGAGCCCAGUUGCAUAGUCACAAAAGUGAUCAUUGGAAACUGUGACUCUGCAACCAGGGGCCUUGCGGAACCCCCCUGCUCCUCCUCUCUCUCCUCAGCCUCUCCUCCUCUCUCUAACGACCUCUCACCUUUUGCUUGCUCAUGAUUUGCUUUACUUUCUCUGACUGAUACUCUAUAAGUUUAACUUAUCUAAGGAUCGCCUCCCUCCUUUGAAUUCCCCCACAUUGGUGAUCUGCUGUUGUUCCUAUGGUAACUUGGUUCAUGGUGGGAUCGGGACUUCUGAAUUGUGAAUUGGUUUUUCGUUUUGUUGAGUAACAUUUUCUGUCAAUUUACUUUUGAUCGAUGAAGGAAUACUAUUCAUUUAAAUCCAGUUUAUUAAAGAGAUAAUCAUUGGGUAUUAUAGCGAGAGCUUGAAAUAAAUCCCUAGGCAUAAGCAGUGGCGGCUCCUGAAAAAAUUCUCAGGGGGGGCAAUUUUUCUGAUGAUUUAGGUGACCUACACACAUUUAAAAAAAGAUAUGUCCAGCAACAACAUGAAGACAGGGGCAGCAUAUAAGUCAAUGCCAGAAGCAUUUAUUGACUGAUCUCAAAAGUGUUGGCUUACAAAAGCAAAAUAAGUUAUCACAGUAAAAAUAAUCAAGGGUGUUCUUUCACAUUCCUCAACACUGCAUAAACAAUAUGCAUUUCCAUAAACAAAUGAAAUAUCAGCUGAAAAUACAGCAUCUUGGUAUUUGUUCAGAUUGCAGGAUCAACAAGAGCUUUUACCACAUUUUUUGCCUCAUGGUUGAAUUGGAAAUAUGUGCACCUGAGCAUAAUUCACAACAAGCAAGCAGGAGCUUUAUUGAGGCUACUGAAAACAUUGAUGCAAGUUGUUGGUAAUAAGAAAUGUUUAUAGACUUCCAUAUUCUGCCCUCUUGUAUAGAUUUGUGAAAAUGAACAGUGAUAGACAUUUUGCCUGAAAACAGAAUUUGAAAAUAAUUUAUAGAAAAGGUAAACACAGCUAUCUGUAUGGCUUUGUAAAAAUGAACAACCAUAUUCUGGCCAAUUGUAUAGAUUUGUAAAUAUGAACAACCAUAUUCUGGCCAAUUGUAUAGAUUUGUAAAAAUGAACAUGAACAGAUUAUUUUAUUUUUUUAACUUUUUUUAAAAUGAAAAAUAACUAUUUUAAACAACAUCAACUGUGAACUGAUUUGGGCGUGUGUGUGUUAAAGAGACAGACAGGGAGGGACAAAGAGAGAGAGAGGCUACAUUACUUGUACUGAAACUGUUCUCUUCUCUCUUUCAAUGCAGCAAAGCGGUCAAUGACUUUCUCAUUGAAAUCAGGCAUGCUGAGGACUAGUUCCCUCUCCAUGGAAAGCAUGGCCAGUGCAUUCAGACGUUCCUGGCCCAUUGAAUUUCGCAGGAAUGUCUUAACUCGUGUCAAAGUUGAGAAACAUCUCUCAGCUUCAGCUGUUGUCAUGGGAGUAGUUAUGAGGAUGUUCAACAGAGUCACAGUCUCAGAGAACGUCUCCUGGAGGUUGUAGCUCAUGAGAACCUGGUACAGUGCCAGUGCACCACAGUUUGACUUUCUCGUCGUCUGCAAAAAGACCGUUCAGUCUCUCCAAAAGCACACUGGCGAUUGAGACUGAGGUUGAUUCCGAGAUGGGAAGGAACUCAAAAAAGCGCUCCUGCACUUUGUGGUUGCUAUCUAUGUACCUCAGCACAAGCACCAGCUGUGUCUGUGUAGAAACGUCCGUGGUCUCGUCAGCUUGGAUAGCUACGAAGUUCGCCGACUUCACCUCCUCCACAAUAUGUUCCCUCAUGACCGCUAGCAUACACUCCAGUAGCUCGUUUUGAAUGGUCUUUGAUGUGAACUUCUUUCAAAGAGACAAUCGAGUUGCACUGAACGCUAGCCAUCUUGAUAGUAGUACGUGAAUUGAUUGACGCUGCUACCCCGCUCUUUUCUUAGUUACGUUCAUGGUUAUGUUACGUAUGACGAAAGCGCGUAAGUGCAAGCCCUCAGAAACCCAUAGAGAUUGUAUUGAAAGCUCUGAUAUUUGAAAAAAAAAGAUUUUACAUGAGAGUCUAUGAGAUACUUCUGGGGCGAUUUUCAACCUGACUGAAAUCGCCCCAAAAGGGGCGGGGCCAUUUGAAGCACGACUUUAGCCUGAUUGGACAUUUAGUGGCAGAUCAGACGUCUAGAUUAGAACACUGAUAACUACUGUUGCCGUGAUAUAAUUGAUUAGAAAAAAAAUCCCUUCCUUUUCCCGUUUGGCAGUGCGUCGCCCAUAUCGCCCUAAUGAACACACCGCCCCUGGGCAUAAGUAUUCAGUGUCCUGCCCCACAUACAGUAAAUGUAUAAGUACUGUAGUAGGGUUGAAUAUUUUCCCGGUAUUUUACAAACGUUCCAUCCUGAGAAUAAAUCACUUUUCUCCCGGGUAGCCCGGUAUUUCCCGCCAAAACCAGACCAUGUCAUUCAAAAACAUUAUAAAGAAUAGAAAUAUGUCUGGAUUUGAUUAGAGCUUUGAUCAACAUGAAAAUUAAAACCUGAUGCUACCUGAGCCUGAUGAUUUAUGUAUUUAAUACAUUUUAUGAUCCCUACAUUAACGACAUUUAAUGAGCCCAAGCCCAAAAAAGCCCAAAUGAUUGUGCCAUUAUCCAAUACAUAUAGUAUAUAAUAUAGGCUACUGCACAUUAUGCACGACAGAAAAACAUAAAAGCCCAUAGAUGUAGCUAGCUAUAUGCUCUCUUGGGUAAAUAAAUGAAUCUAGCUCCAGUAGGCUAAUCUUUUUGAGUGUGAACUGUAUUACUGUAAUGUAUUGUAUUAUACUGUAUUAUAUGGACUGGAAUUACACACAUUGUUCAAACCAUGAUUAAACAGGGAGAGAACAUGCGAUUCUGGUGCAGCACAUGUGGCCUACAAAGUUACAAGUAUAGGCUAACGAAUUUGAUUUUAAUUUUGAAUAAAAGGGCCUAUUUGUAUAAUUAGUAGGCUGACGCAUAUAUAAAAAAUGUAAAUGUAAUAAUAUUUCCCAUAAUGUUAUUAGCCUACCUCUUUCUCUCUAUUGUUGCUUCAUUCCUUCCUCACUUUCAACAGUUAAAUGAAACAAGUUUCAUUGUGGAACUGCAAUUAAAAAACAAGGUGACCCCGAAAGCCUGAUGGAGAUGGGUAAAUUAGACACGCAUUCGGUCUUUAUAUUACUAUAGCAUAGGCUAUGCUGCAGCAAAUGUAGGCCUACCUGUCACAAAAAAAAAAGUGACCAUGAUGAGAUGAUAGGUCUACAUGCAUUGUAGAGUGCACUCCAUACUGAGAUGGUCUGUCCCCACCCUGAGCGUUGAUUCAUCAUGCGGAGUCCAUUGAGAAACCAGAUUUAGACAUCGCAUAUAAUUUAACAGUUCCAUUUCACGCCAUGCUGUUCAUAUAAAUAAUUUAUUCGAAUUAACCAGUUUCUCACAGUUAUUUAUCCUGGGAAAAGGGAGUGGUUUUGGGCGGUAAAUCCCGGUAAAGCUUGGUAACCAGGUUCACGCCAUUCAACCCUAUACUGUAGUAUACAUACAGAUGGAAGUUGAAUUAUUAUUUAGUUCUAGUUCUUUAGAAGUUUCAGUAAGAUCAUUAGCCUACUGCAUGUACUUUUAUGGGAGUGAGUUUCCCCUAACCCCCACCGCCCCUUCCCCUAACCCCCACCGCCCCUUCCCCUAACCCCCACCGCCCCUUCCCCUAACCCCCACCUCCCCUUCCCCUAACCCCCACCGCCCCUUCCCCUAACCCCCCACCUCCCCUUCCCCUAACCCCCACCGCCCCUUCCCCUAACCCCCACCGCCCCUUCCCCUAACCCCCACCGCCCCUUCCCCUAACUCCCACCGCCCCUUCCCCUAACCCCCACCUCCCCUUCCCCUAACCCCCACCGCCCCUUCCCCUAACCCCCACCGCCCCUUGCCCUAACUCCCACCUCCCCUUCCCCUAACUCCCACCUCCCCUUCCCCUAACCCCCACCGCCCCUUCCCCUAACCCCCACCGCCCCUUCCCCUAACCCCCACCGCCCCUUCCCCUAACCCCCACCCGCCCCUUCCCCUAACCCCCACCGCCCCUUCCCCUAACCCCCACCGCCCCUUCCCCUAACCCCCACCGCCCCUUCCCCCUUUAACAUUUUAGUUAUUGCGCUCCAUGAUGAAAAGAUCUGGUCCAGCAUAAUUCACCUCCACAACAACAGCCAAUUAACAAUGUGAGGGCCGCUGUACGGUGCUGCUGGCAGGAGUGUGUCUCGCCACUGUGUAAUUUCUUUAAUUGUACAAGGUUAAUGCAUGGCGGACAAGGGGCUGCGUCUCAAAAUGGCACCCUAUUCCCUGUAUAGUGCACUAUAUUUGACCAGAGCCCUGGUCAAAAGUAGUGCACUAAUGUGUCAUUUGGGACGCAUAUACCCAGCAGCCACCACACCUCAUUACCACAAUCCAAUAUAUCACCACUGCAAUGGCAUAUCUUCAUUAAGUCAGUCUUCAUUAAUUAUGGUUGUGAAAUUUGGAUUUAUAUAUUAUUUUAAAUAGAUUGAGAAGGGAUGUAUCUUUUCAAAGUCCACAGUAUCAUUAUAAUAUUUAACCUUGAUGUAGACUUGUUCUUGCCUUCAGGCCCUUAUUAAUUUGAGAAGUGUUGACCAAUUAAAAUCAAUCAUAACUGAGAAUAAAAUUGGUUCAAUCACUUGGUGUACUCUUUUAUUUUAUAUUUCAUUUGAUCUAAUUUUGAUGUUGGGAUUUGACAUAAGGUUUAUGAUGCUUUAUGUCUUCUGUCUGUUCUGUUGCAGAAAGGUUAACAAGUGCUACCGGGGACGGUCUUGUCCUAUAAUAGUCCAUUGCAGGCAAGUAUAAAGAGGAUUGUACCUCAGUAGAGGAAGUAAAUGAUGUAAUCACAGUAUGCCAUUUGUCUUUAAUGGGUCUUACAUCUAUGAUUAUAACACCCCUCUCUCUCUCUAUUAUGCAUAUAUCUAUUAUGCAUAGAUCUACUGUGUUUUCCUUUCAUGUAUAUGUUCCAAACCACAGUUCCCAAAAAUAGAUGAAACCUGAAAUAAAUGGUUGGAAUAUAGUUCAUACACUGAACAAAAAUAUAAACACAAAAUGAAAGGAGUUGGUCCCAUGUUUCAUGAGCUGAAAUAAAAGAUCCCAGAAAUUUGCCAUACAUACAAAAAGCUUAUUUCUCUCACAUUUUGUGCACAAAUUUGUUUAUAUCCCUGUUCGUGAGCAUUUCUCCUUUGCCAAGAUAAUCCAUCCACCUGACAGGUGUGGCAUAUCAAGAAGCUGAUUAAACAGCAUGAUCAUCACACAGCUGCACCUUGUGCGGGGGACAAUAAAAGGCCACUCUAAAAUGUGCAGUUUUGUCACGCAACACAAUGCCACAGAUGUCUCAAGUUUUGAGGGACCGUGCAAUUGGCAUGCUGACUGCAGGAAUGUCCACCAGAGCAGUUGCCAGAGAAUUUAAUGUUCAUUUCUCUACUAUCGUGACGUUUUAGAGAAUUUGGCAGUAUGUCCAACCGGCCUCAAACCGAAGACCACGUGUAACCAAGCCAGCCCAGGACCUCCACAUCCAGCAUCUUCAUCGUCUGAGACCAACCACCCGGACAGCUGAUGAAACUGUGGGUUUGCACAACCGAAGAAGUUCUGCACAAACUGUCAGAAACCGUCUCAGGGAAGCUCAUCUGCGUGCUCGUUGUCAUCACCAGGGUCUUAACCUGACUGCAGUUCGGCGUCGUAACCGACUUCAGUGGGCAAAUGCUCACCUUCGAUGGCCACUGGCACGCUGGAGAAAUGUGCUUUUCACGGAUGAAUCCCAGUUUCAACUGUAACGGGCAGAUGGCCAGCGGUGGGGUUAUGGUAUGGGCAGGCAUAAGCUACGGACAACGAACACAAUUGCAUUUGAUCAAUGGCAAUUUGAAUCCUGAGGCCCAUUGUCGUGCCAUUCAUCCGCCACCAUCACCUCAUGUUUCAGCAUGAUAGUGCACAGUCCCAUGUCACAAGGGUCAGGUCAGUACACAAUUCCUGGAAGCUGAAAAUGUCCCAGUUCUUCCAUGGCCUGCAUACUAACCAGACAUGUCACCCAUUGAGCAUGUUUGGGAUGCUCUGGAUCGACGUGUAUGACAGCGUGUUCCAGUUCCCGCUAAUAUCCAGCAACUUCGCACAGCCAUUGAAGAGGUGUGGGACAACAUUCCAUAGGCCACAAUCAACAGCCUGAUCAACUCUAUGCGAAGGAGAUGUGUCGCACUGCAUGAGGCAAAUGGUGGUCACACCAGAUACUGACUGGUUUUCUGAUCCACGUCCCUACCUUUUUUAAAGGUAUCUGUGACCAACAGAUGCAUAUCUGUAUUCCCAGUCAUGUGAAACCCAUAGAUUAGGGCCUAAUGUCAUUAUUUCAAUUGACUGAUUUCCUUAUAUGAACUGUAACUCAGUAAAAAAAAAUGAAAUUGUUGUAUGUUGCGUUUAUAUUUUUGUUCAGUGUAGUUUAAAGCUUGUGUUUUCAGUUUUCAUAUAACCAUUAGCACAAGCAGAAACAUUAGCAUAGCUAUAGCUUUGUAGACUACACAUAGGCACCUUGCAGAUAAAUCACAGGUCUCUAUCUCAGCUCAGAUCAGCUUAGCUCAGCUCUGAGAGGCGAGCCAGUCGAGGCCAGGCAGGCAAACAAACAUCUUAAAAUGUGUUUUCUGUGGCCCAGGGCUUUGUCCUCAGCCUUAUCUUUGAUCAGUUCAUAAUAACCCAUGCUAGGCAUUGCUAAGUAUCGAUACAUACUGCAAACUACAGAUCACAGACAUAGAUAGCAGCGUCCCCCCGGAGUCCCUGUCUGCAUUCCAAAUGUCACCCUAGUCUCUUCAUAGUGGUGCUACCAGGCCCUAGUCAAAAGUACUGCACUAUAGGGGGCCAUUUGGGAAGCACAUCCUGUAAACUGCAACGGGAUUGUGCUCAAUUACCAUUGCCCAGAUUGUUCAGAUACACAACAGACAGUGUGUUUACUGUGUUUAUGUAAACCUCUCGUGCUUUUCUAAGGGGAUUUGGUGUCUUCUUUUUUUACAGUGCCAACACCAGUCGAAGUAGGUGAUUUAUAAAUGAAAGACAUAGAUUAAAAACAUAGAUGAAAAUAGUAUUGCAUCUCUAUUCAUCAAACUAAAUGUUCAGUAUACCCCCUCUUUUUUCUAUAUGUACUGAGUGUUUUUGUUUUGUUAGUUUUUCACCAGCAAUUUUAAUAAAAUAAAUGUACUCUUCUUUGCAUCAUAUUGCAGCUUUGCCACUUUUGAGGAUGGUUUAUUAUUCUUGUUAUUACAUUUAAACCCCAGAACAACCUUUUUAUACAAAAAUCAUCAUGUUUGAUGUCGUUCAGCCCCUCAAAAUAGCAUUAGUAAUUUUAUAUGCUUGGAAUAUUAAACUCUCCUCUAUGUUGCCACCUGUUAUGACUGCAUAAAAACAGCUCACAUUUUUACAAGCUGAUACAAUAUCAACAAACAAAAAUAUUAGCAUUCAAAAUUAACAACUUUCAUUUAGGGCUGUAAGUAAAAAUUGUAUUGACCAAAACAAUAACACAUUGAAAUAGUAUUGUGUCUGUUAAGUCAUUUUAAUCACACCCCAUCUCUCUCUCUCUCUCUCUCUCUCUCUCUCUCUCUCUAUUGCAGCAAUGGCGCCGGGAGGAGUGGAACAUACAUUCUGAUUGACAUGGUUCUCAAUAAGAUGGCUAAAGGUGGGAGUCAGACAGCUUUUCUUUUCUCUUUAGGCUUGUUUAGCAGCAUCGCCAAUUCAACAUUAAAGCCUUACUCUUUUUCAGCUGUGGGUCUUGAAAUGCAUUAGAGGGUGACUGGCUCGGGUGCAGCUUCAAUGAAUGAAUGAUCAAUGGAAAUGGAGAGAAAAAAAUAUGGAGAUAUUUUUUGGUUAAUAUCAGUAUUCCCAAUCACAUUGAUUAUUUCAGAUAUACAUGUAGUUUAAGAGUUCCUAUUCUGGCAAUUUAUGUCAAACAAAUUGUAAAUGUGUUAAUGCAGAUACAUUUAUCAUGUUUAUUGGAAUUUAAUGCCAUUUCUCUUCAGCAAACAGCAUACCUAAUUGUGUUCAUGUAGGCUCACAUGCACUUUUGUUGGAAUGUGCUCUUCCAUUCAAAUUGAAAGCACCUUACACCAAUUGCUUCAGCAUGGCAUUCACACAAACACACACACACACACACACACACACAAACACUAAUUUGUUCUUGACCUAUUCUCCUCUCGGUUUGUCGUGGUGGUGGUGGUGGUGGUGUGUGUGUGUGUGUGUGUAUGUGUGUGUGUGUGUGUGUGUGUUCAUCCGUGCAUUUACAUUUGUGUGUAUUAGUGAUUUCAAAAUCUCCUGACCGGUGCUGUGGCCCUGGCCUUAAGCAGGCAUCUUAGGCCUGCUGAGAGGGGCUUUUCCCAGGCUGUCACACUGUGAGGCAGCCCAAAGGCUUUCUUCUCUGUGCCGUGGAGGAAUCUGGGCCCGGCCAGUUAGGGUUAGGGUCCUCUUUGUCUGUCUCCUGAGAAGCAGGAGGCCCAGGUUCCCUCAGCCUGAUCAAAGACCUGUAUGCCCUUGGACACAAAAUCAUUCUCUUCUCACUUUUUUUACCCUCUCUUUUUCUCCCAAGGAAUGAAUUGUACAUUCGGAGGCUGAGAAUUAUGCCUUUUUUUUUUACUUACUACCAAAGCCUCUUUUUUUUCUCCUGCUGUAAUGUUCUCUCUAACUUAAGAAUCAGCAGCACAAGUGCAGGAGUGCUUUCAGCCCGGGGUCCAGCUGCUAGCCACGGCUCUGUCUCUUUCACAGCUCCCACAAGGACUUGGGGCUUUCUCUUGAUUCUUCUCAGAGCACCCCUCCUUGAAGGGAUUCUUGCAAGGGAAACUCAAAUGAGCCAUUUAUACUGUUCCUCCACAGUCUGGUUUAUUACAACCAACACAAUAGCCUGGCUGUUAAGUCCUAGAAAAUGAAGAACUUAUUAGUGUGGUGCUCAUAGAACUGUGUGAGCACCAGUCUUGGGUGGGAGGAAUAGACUUGAGUUACUCUAUUGUAACUGUAGAGUAAAAACUGUCAUUGAAAGAGAAUGGCUUGAAUUAGCUAUUCUUGCUUAUUAUUUUAUAUUUUGUGUAAAACAGAAAAGUUUGCUCUUUUGAUGCACAGGAAAGAUUUUCUGAGGAAAGUGUGAGAGGGGUUAAGGUAGUUAGCUACAGAAAACAAAUCAAAUCCAGUUUAUUUUUCAAUUUUCCUCACCACUCCUCAUGAAUGUAAUUUUGUUGUGUUUGUCUCCCUCACUCUGUUACUUAUGAUUUUCUCCAAAGCUUUCACAGUAGGCCUUCAGCGCCACACAGACCAUCAUGUAGUCUGGCCCCAAUUCCAGACCCAGAUAGCUGUCUUCUUUGUGAUCACAGCCAUGUUUGGUCGGCAGGGGAGCAUAGAGCAGUGCCAACUGGGCACUGGGUCUGAGGGCAGGGCCCGCUGCCAGGAUGACUGGGCACUGGUGCUGCAGGGAUGGGGAAGAGAGGGUUCUCCACUCUGCUUGCCCAGUAUCCAACACAUCUAGCUAUUCACCUGGGUGGUAGCUUGCCAAGUAGGAAGGCAGAAAUACAGACAGGUAAAUAGGCAGGCAUCCCUUGCUGCUUGAGACUGAGACAACCUAUGGGGCACCUUGGUUAGCUCACAAAGCUUUGAUCAAAACAAAUCGUUAUUUGAAGUGUUUAUUUUGUUUUAUUUUAUCCUAAGAGAAUCCCUCUGAUUCCUGUAUCUUACAUUUUGUGGUUUUACAAAUACCUUUGCAAACAUGUUCUUUCCCCACCCUCUCAUUUUCAUCCAGCCAACAAAACAAUCGGAGCCUUGUUUGUAGCGUCUGUGUGGAUAAGGGAUGAAUGUAAUACUUUUCAAUCGUUGCAUGGCGGAGGUUCCAAAGGGAGCGAGUAAAAAUGAGAUUGACAGACGCUGCCUGGAUGAUCUCCUGGCUUUGAACUCUGUCCAAUUUGUUGUUGGUGUUGUGUUGCAGGUGCUAAGGAGAUUGAUAUUGCUGCCACCCUGGAGCACUUGAGGGAUCAGCGGCCGGCUAUGGUCCAGACAAAGGUAAUGUCCUCACCUCUGCUGGGAACUCUAAUGGACUCUGAUUUCUCAAAGGAGAGGGAGGGAAGGUAUGAAAUGGCUAGCUAGUUAGCGGUGCACUAAUAGCGUUCAAAUGUUCAAAGCCUUUGCUUUAGUGCAGUGCUAGGUUUGUAGUGGGUGUAUGGUGUUUCCCAAACUAGAGAGAGAGAGAGAGAGAGACUGGCAUGCUCAGUUAGUUGUGUCUUGUCUACAGAGUCCUCAAGAAAUGUGGAGCUUUUAUGUCUGUUUCAUAAAGCAGAGUAUCAGCUCAAAUGAGACCCAAGUUGUUCCCCAACACUAAACACAAAGAAUGAACAAUAUGUGUUCUGGUCAGACAAUCGACAGCCAGUUUGGAAACAUCAAUCAUAGUGUGGAUUCCCUGAGAAUUAUUAGAUUGGCCCAGCAGUCAUAUCGAUCCAUUCUUUAUUAAACCAUGUAUCCUCAAUGAGUGACUGUCAUGUUUUCACAAUUAUUGGUGAUGAGAAAUGUUUUAUUAGUAUACGUUUUGUUUUCUGCAAUAUCGUAUAAGCCUAUCGUAUAUAGUUUGAUUUCUGUAGGUAAGGGUUCUACAUACAUAGUACAUUUUAGUCGUUUGUUUAGUUAGUAAACUCUACAGUUUUACUCCCCCUAGUGGUUGCUUAUUGAAUCACUUCAGCUCAAACCAUCCCUUUUCUCACAAACAAAAAAAACAAAAUUUUUGAAAGGGUUUUUUUUGUUUUAAAUUAUCCUAAAACCCCCCUUUUUUGUAUUUCGGGUUUUUAAAAUUUUUUCAAACGUUUUUCCCCCCCUUAUUUUUCCCCCCCGGGGGGGGUUUUUGAGGGGUUGUGGAAAGGGGGUUUAAAUUUUACGGCAUGGCGGAGGUUUUCCCCGGGGGUUAAAUUAAUUUUUAAAAACCCCCCGAUUUUUGGGUUUAAUUUUUUCCAAUUUUUUGGGUUUGGUUCAUGUAAGGGUUGUUUUUGCCCCCCUGGGAUGGGAACCCCUAUGGGGGAAAAAGGAAUUUCCCCUCAAUUUUUCUGGGAACUCAAGGACUUGAUUUUGUAAGGGGGGGGAUGAAUGGCCAUUGGGGGGCCCACAUCCAAAAAAGCAAGUUUUUUUUUUUGGGGAUGCUUUUUUGGGGUUUUUUUUUGGGGUUUCCCCGAAAAAGAGGGCCCCCUCCGGUUUUUUUUUUACAGAUCCUAAAAAGUGGACUUUUAUUUUUUUUUAAAGGAAAAGUAAAUAAAAAUUUUUUUUCCCCCAAACUAAACCCAAAGAAAGAAAAAAAAGUGGGCGGGGGAAAAAUACACCCUUUUGGCUUUUUUGGGAAAUUUUAGUUGGCCCCGAUCAAUAUUCUUAUUAAACCUUACCUCGAUUUUUUUAAAAAGGGGGGAAAAAAAGGGGGGGGGGGAAAAGGGGGCCUAAAGGCAAAUGAACCCCUUUUUUAGGGAGGCAAAAGGGGGGGAAGGGCCCCCUAAGGGAAAAGGAAGCCGGGGGCCCGAGGGGGAAGGCCCAAAAGGGGCUUAUGGUCGUUUAUAAAGCAGGAUCAGCUCAAAUAGCCCAAGUGUUCCCCAACACUAACAAAGAAUGACAAAAUGUGGUUCUGGUCAGACAAUCGACAGGGUUUUUUGGGAAAAAUCAAUCAUGUGGUUCCGAGAAUAUUAGAUGGCCAGCAGUCUAUCGAUCCAUUCUUGAUAACCAUGUAUCCUUGAUGGGCUGUCAUGUUUUUCACAAUUAUUGGGUGAGGGGAAAUUUUUAGUAUACGUUUGUGUUUUCUGCAAUAUCGUAAGCCGAUCGUAUAUGUUUGAUUUCUGUAGGAGGGUCUACAUACAAACAUUUUAGUCGUUGUUUAGUUAGGAAACCUACAUUUACUCCCCUAGUGGGGGCUUAUUGAAUACUUCAGCUCAAGUGGACCAUGGAGGAAUCAUGGGUUUCUAGACUCUAGACAGUUUCUAGCUCCCUCUGUAAGUCGAUCUGACAUUUGUAUGCAAUCUCAGAAAGAACAUUGGCUUAAACCUACAAUGACUCUUCUCUCUCGCUCUCUCUCUCCCCCUCUCUCCCCCUCUCCUCUCCUCUCUUCCUCUCCUCCUCCCUCUCUCGGGCCCCCUAUCCCCCCCUUUCGCUCUCUCAACUCCCCCCUCUCACCUCCCUCUCUCUCAAUCCACCUCAGAGCUUGAAGUUCAUUGACCGCUUGCGGAGGGGUGAACGCCCGCUCAAGCCUUCCCAAAAGGCCCCCACCCAAACAGAAAGCCCCCCAGGCCCUCCUCUUCCCUCCCUCCUCCCCACUCCUCCUCUCCCACCCAUCCCCCCCAUCCCCUCUCUCCCACCUCUCCCUCGGCCAUCUCCUCUCCCCCAAUCCUCCUCCACCUCUCCCCCAACUCCUCUCUCCACCCACUCUCCCCACUCCUGCUGGGGCCCUCCUUCCUCGAUCACUCCCCCCUCCUCCGCCCCCCACCGGGGCCCCUUCUGUCCCCUCUCCCCCACUUCCCCAUCGGGCCCUCUCUUUCUCCUCCCACUCCCCUCUCCUUCUCCCUCCGCCCUCCUCCCUCCUCACUCUCUUCCCCACCCCCUCCUUCCUCCCCUCCCCCUCCCUCUCCUCUCUCCCCUCCUCCCUCCUUUUCCACCUCUCCCCCACUUCCGCUCCUUUUCUCCCCACUCCCUCCCCCCCUCCUUUUCCUCCCCCCUCCUCCUCUUCCUUCCCUCCCCCCUCCUCCUCUCCUUCUCUCCACCUCCCCCCCACCUCCUCCUCUCCUCCUCCCCCCCCACUCCCUCCUCUCCCUCUCACCCCCACUCCUCCCUCCUUCUCUCCACCUCUCCCCCCAUCCUCCUCUCCUCCUCUCCUCCCUCCUCCUCUCCUCCUCCCCUUUCUCUCCCCCCCCACUCCUCCUCUCCUCUCUCUCCCCUCUCCUCUUGUGUUGUUGUCAAGAGCGUACCUUAUCUUAGUUGUUAUAAAAAAAUAUGUUCUAAACAGACAAUUUAGUGCAUCAAGACUUUUACUGAUUGAAAAACAUGUUUAUCUAUUAAAUUAUUAGAAUAAUUAAACAAAAUUUUGUUUUUAGAUCUAUUUUGUUUGAAAUUAAUGAUGUUGGUAAACUUGUCAUGGGCAACUUUCUUUUUCUUUUUUUUCUAUUUUUUUUCUUUGGUUCUAUUAUGCGGUGUACUAAACCAUACCAUGUAAUGGAAAACUGCUUAAUUUGGUCAAGUCGACUGAAGACUGAUAACAAUGAUGCUGAUGUUAAUUCUAGUUACCAUAGUGAUAAUGACACCAAGCAAUAUGGUUUCUUCAGCUUGUCCAGACCUGGACAAAUAAUUGUAUGUUGUGGACAACGAUUGUGAGUAAACUAAACUAACUAAUGUCAGUAAACUAAACUAGCUAAUGCCUGCCUCAAGUAAAGCAGUUCUAUGAUUUGGUGUACUGUAUGUAUGAUGAAAACGAUAUUGUCUUUUUGUAAAUAAAGCAGUUCUUCUAAUCUAGUGUCUGGAUUCAAUCCGUAUCGCCGAAGUAUCGCAGAAGAUCCUGGUUAAAAUGUAAACGUAAUUUCCAAUUGAGCCGACAUACGCAGCGUUUACCGUUAAUGCAGUCUCCGCGACCGCGGGAAUAUUGCCUUUAAUUGUCAAUCGUGCUAUAAAGCGAAUCAUCAGUGCUACGGAUUGAAUAAAGCUCUAGAUGUACAUGUUGCAUCAAUGGCUUAGGUCUGAAUAUAAGCUGCCACUGGAUGUCCCUGUGUCUUAUUUACUGUGUUCCAAAUGGCACCCCUUUCCUUAUAUACAAUAGUUAACUUAUUUUGACCAGAGUUCUGGUCAAAACAAGUGCACUAUGUAGGGAAUAGGGUGCCAUUUGGGACACCAACCAGGCAGGUUCGUCUGCACUACAGAGUACUGUCAGCUAAAUAAUAAUAAUAAUAAUUAAUAAUAAUAUAUGCCAUUUAGCAGAAGGUUGUAUCCUGUACAGUCACCGUGUGCAUACAACUCUACCCCAAUACUUUGUGCUUUGACUAGACUCAUGCCAUUCGAUCACAAAAUCUUGUGUCAAGCUUUCAUAUGUUUGUCCAUUGGAUUCUGUUUUGUACAUCCAAUAUUUUCUGAAUUGCAGAUGAUAUGACCUGUUUUUUUACCAUACACUAGCACAUGGCUAUUUGAAACUAUUAUUCCCCAAAUGUAUCUCCUUCAGCCUCAAAAUAUAUCCUAGAGAUACCCUGGUUACGUCUUUUGCUUAGCAGAUACUUCACUUAUGUUCGAGGAAACAUGAUUGUACAUGAUAUAUCAUGUCACCAUGAAGAAAGCCAAGGAUGUGAUUUACUAUUUACUUUGACAAGCCAAGGAUAUAUAAUCAUGCCAUUUGAGACAUUAAUUUCUGAAGAAUAGUAGUGCAAGUACAGAGGGGAAAUAGUGGAUUGUUAUAUUACAUAUUGGCAAAAACUCCUCCUGCGUACAAAAUGGCAACUGAUUCCCUUUCUAUUACACUUCUUUUCCUUUGGUCCCUGGUCAAAAGUAGUGCACUAUAAAGGGAAUAGGGUGCCAUUUGGAACGCAUCCAGAGUUAAAACGGGCCAUGUUUAUGUGUCCUAUACUGUCACCCACUGCAAAAAGCUUUUAUCUUUCAACUCAUUUAUUGCAAGAGAUGGCUGGUCUGUUACAUUGAUCUGUAUAUAUAUAUGAUUAUUCAAAAACCAACAGAAAAUAUUUUGUUCUAACAGUGAAGAUAAACUAUUGUGAAUAAAGUCCCAUUAUCGAUGGUGUGUUGUAUUGCAACCUUGUACUCCCAGAUGUUGUCAUUCUUUCCACCACUAUCUUCUUGUGCAGUACGUAUUUAUUUUUUGCAUUGUCUGAGUAGGCAAGAAACCUCUAUAAAGACUACAUAUAA